CAGAAGGCAUCUGCGCUCCACACACGGCGCGCGAUCCACCUCAACGCAAGACGCUCUCCAUCGCAGUGCGGCUUUAAGAGGACCAAGGCUCUUAAAUCUGCAGCUGGCUCCUCCUUCCCCCAUGAUGUCAGUCGGAGGGAGAGCGAGAGGGAGAGAGGUGGGCAGAAUUGAGAAACUGAGUUCAUACAAUACUACUGAGACAUCUACAGCUUAGCAGACAGAUACGGUGAACCGCCUAUCCCGGCUCCUGUAAAUGAUGCUGCGCUGAAGCACACUUUGAUCCAACUCCAUUGGGGGGCGAUGCGCUCUCUGCAUCCCUCCUUCAAGAGUAUUUUGGGAGCGUGCAUAACCUCGAAUCAGUCAAAACAAGUGGUUGUAAAAUAAAUUAGGUUUACGCUUUCAGUUUUUCCAUCAGAACUCCUUUUUUUGCGCUCUUGGAUGGAAGUUUUACGCGCUGGUCAAGACGCGUUUAACGCACACGCGCAAGUUGGGUGCCGGCGUUUUUUAGUCUGCUAGAAAAAGAAGAAAAAAAAAUUCAAGGCAACGCAGGCUAGGGUUACAAAGUUAAUGUAGAACAAGCCAGGAUCGAUGCGUAUCGUCGGCCGUGGAAUUCUGAGUCCAAGACAUCCGAGGAAGAGGAAUUACAGCGACCAUUUCAAUCAAAGUUGAUCGCUGUGAAGGUUUUCUUUUUCGUGCACACGAGGACCGCCGUUUUUUUUAGCACAUGGAUAAGUUUUUUUAGUGGAUAACAAUUCUUUUCUUCUACUUGCCUUGCGUUUUGCUGCCACUUCUGAUGAGGAUCCUCUCCCACUUCAGAUAAAUUCGUGGCACUUGUCUUUUUGUAAAUCGGUGAUGUCUCCACGCGACGGUACUCACGGUUGAUCUUUCAUCAUAUUCGAGCUGAAAAAGAUUCGCUGCUGGAGAAGCAAAGCUCCCAUCCACUCUUGAGUAUGGACUUAGCAAGUCAGGCCCAUGUGCUGGUGGUCUUGCUGGCCUGUGUGGCCUUGCUAUGUCAGGCCCAGGAGAGGGACUACACGGUGAAGGAGGAGCAGCCGGAGAACGUCCGCAUCGGGAACCUGCGCAAGGACCUGGACCUCAACCUUGACCCCAACAUCAGGUUAUCCUCGCCGCUGCAGUUCAAGCCUGUGUACAAGACAGGUGACGUGCCUUUGGUGAGGGUGGAGGCCAACACGGGGGAGAUCUUUACCACCAAUCACAGAAUCGACCGGGAGAAGCUGUGCUCAGGGGUCUUCGCUGAGAAACGCUGCUACUAUGAGAUCGAGGUGGCCGUUCUGCCGGAUGAGAUCUUCCGCUUGGUAAAGAUCCGCUUCCUGAUCGAGGAUGUAAACGACAACGCUCCCCUUUUCCAGUCAACUGUAAUAAACAUCUCCAUCCCGGAGAACACCGCCAUCAACACUCGAUACCCAGUGCCCUCAGCGCUUGACCCUGAUGUGGGAAUCAAUGGGAUCCAACAUUAUGAACUGGUCAAGAGUGUCAGCGAGUUUGGCUUAGACAUCAUAGAGACUCCUGAAGGGGACAAGUGGCCACAGCUUAUUGUUCAGCAGAACCUGGAUCGCGAGCAGAAGGACACCUUUGUGAUGAAGAUAAAGGUUGAGGAUGGUGGCAACCCUCCCAAGUCCAGCACUGCCAUCCUCCAAGUAACCAUCUCCGAUGUCAAUGACAACCGCCCCGUCUUCAAGGACAGUGAGCAGGAGGUCACGGUGCCAGAGAAUGCCCCGAUGGGGACAUCUGUUGCUCAGCUUCACGCCUCGGACGCAGAUCUGGGUUCCAACGCACUGAUCCACUUUGCCUUCAGCAACCAGGUCUCUGCGUCCACCAAACGUCACUUUGUCAUUGACAGCACUACUGGACUGAUCACUGUGAAGCAGCCACUGGACAGGGAGGUAACUCCUGUUCACAAACUCAUUGUCCUUGCCAGUGAUGGCAGCUCCACCCCCUCCAGAGCCACAGUGAUUGUUAAUGUAACAGACGUUAAUGACAAUGUUCCCUCCAUAGACACUCGCUACAUUAUCAACCUGGUUAAUGGGACGGUUCUGCUGUCGGAGAAUGCUCCUCUCAACACCAAAAUAGCUCUCAUCACUGUAACUGACAAGGAUGCAGACCUGUAUGGUAAAGUAGCUUGCUACACUGACCAUGAUGUUCCUUUUCGAUUGAAGCCUGUCUUUAACGACCAAUUUUUACUAGAAACAGCUGCCCAGUUAGAUUAUGAGACGACUCGAGAAUAUGCAAUUAAGAUAGUGGCCUCGGAUAGGGGGACUCCUCCUUUGAACACUUCAGCUAUGGUUUUAAUUAAAAUCAAGGAUGAGAACGACAAUUCACCCAUCUUCCCCCAGCCGGAAAUCCAACUUUCCAUACCGGAGAACAAUGACCCCUCUACCCAGUUAAUAAAAAUCAGCGCCACUGACGCAGACAGCGGACAUAAUGCGGAGAUUAUUUAUACUCUUGGCCCUGAUGCACCUGACGGGUUUAACAUAGACAGACGGUCAGGAAUUCUCUCUGUUGGCAAACGACUGGACAGAGAGAAGCAGGAGAGGUACUCAUUCGCUAUCAUAGCAAGGGACAAUGGCUCCACGUCCCUUCAGAGCAAUGUCACUGUCAGGCUAAUCGUCCAGGACCUUAAUGACAACAGCCCAGCUUUCACACACCCUGAGUACAACUUUUAUGUACCCGAGAACCUGCCUCUCUAUGGGACUGUGGGCUUAAUCACAGUGACGGACGCAGAUGCGGGAGAUAAUGCAAUUAUAACCCUGUCUGUUUUAAACGGGAAAGAUAAUUUUAUCAUCGACCCCCAAACCGGUGUGAUCAAACCCAACAUCACCUUUGAUAGGGAGCAGCAAAGCUCCUACACAUUUAUGGUUAAGGCCGUUGAUGCAGGGCAACCUCCAAGCUCAUCCUACGCCAAGGUCACAAUCAAUGUCGUCGAUGUCAACGACAAUCGCCCAGUGUUCGUCAUCCCAUCCUCCAAUUACUCAUAUGACCUAGUGCGAACCACUACCAACCCUGGGGCUGUGGUCACCAGAGUGUUUGCCAUUGACAAUGACACAGGUAUGAAUGCUGAGCUGCAGUACAGCAUUAUCAGCAGCAUCAUCAUCACAUCUAGGGUCUCCCCUCGAGGUCUCUUUGCCAUCGACAAGACGACGGGUAACAUAACACUGCAGGAGAAAAUUGUGACGGCUGAUCAAGGGCUGCAUAGGCUGAUAGUCAAAGUCAAAGAUCUGGGUCAGCCUGAGUCAUUACAUGCCAUCGCCCUUAUCCACUUGUUUGUCAAUGACACUGUGUCAAAUGCAACCUUCAUCCAAGAGCAGCUGCGAAAAAGUAUGGAGACACCUUUGGAUCGUAACAUAGGGGACAGUGAGGUAACCCCCCAAGCCAAUGGAUAUGUGAUUGUUGUCAUAGCAAUCAUAGCCGGGACCAUGACUGUCAUCUUGGUGAUAUUUGUAACUGCCUUGGUGCGCUGCCGACAGACACCAAGACACAAAGUUGUACAGAAGGGCAAGCAGAGUGGCGAGUGGGUGUCACCCAACCAAGACAACCGUCAGAUCAAGAAAAAGAAGAAGAGAAAGAAGCGAUCCCCCAAGAGCCUCCUCUUGAACUUUGUGACCAUAGAUGAAUCGAAGCCUGACGACCCCACCCAUGAGCAUGUUAAUGGAACACUUGAUCUCCCUGUGGAGUUAGAGGAGCAAACCAUGGGGAAGUACAACUGGGCCACAACGCCCACCACCUUCAAACCUGACAGCCCAGAUUUAGCCAAGCAUUACAAGUCCGCGUCCCCUCAGCCCACAUUUCAAAUCAAACCCGAGACUCCAGUGGCCCCAAAGAAACACCAUGUGAUCCAGGAACUCCCCUUGGACAACACGUUCGUGGUGGGCUGCGACUCACUCUCCAAGUGCUCAUCGACUAGCUCCGACCCAUACAGUGUCUCAGAGUGCAGCUGUCAGGGGGGAUUCAAGACUGCGGGGCAAAUCACCACCCGACAGAACCUGAGCCCGACACCGGAGCAGUCGUUCAGCUCACCGCCCCCCAUUUGUCCUCAUAAGGAGGCCUGUCAACUUGGCAAGAUAACCUCUAUGAAUACCCAGCGCCGCGUGACGUUCCAUCUUCCGGACGGCUCACAGGAGAGUUGCAGUGACAGCGGGCUCGGAGACCCAGAGCCAAGCAGCACUGCCAGCACCACCCAACCUCUCCCCCUGAGUUUCCCCCAGGAUGAGUACUAUGAGCAAACAUCCCCAAACAGCCGCACCGAGGGAGAUGGAAACUCAGACCCUGAAUCCACCAUCGAGGUGAACCUACAGAAAGCCUUGGCCGAGGCCUCUGAGACCUGUACCCAGGAGUGUCUGAUACUGGGCCACUCUGACAGCUGCUGGAUGCCCCCAGCCCUGGCCCAGUUCCAGGGCCCUGGCAGCAACAGCCCCACCUCCACCCCUAUCGCCACCGCCAUCAGCGGCACAAUGCCAUCUUUCGGCUUCCAGCAGAGCUGCGCCCGGGGAGCCAAAGUCAACAUGGUCAGCAUGGGGGUCAUGGACGGCCGCCAUACCCUGGGCAGGUCCGUGCCCAAAAAAGAUGAACUGGACAAAGGGAUCAAUCGGCCGCAGUUCUACAACACCUUAGAUAGACACUGCAGCAAGAAAGAGGACCCCUUCAAGGUCAUCCCCCUGGCGAGCUUCUCCUCUCCUGGGCAGCAGACGCCCACUGGAGGGGGCAGCAGCUCCUUCUUACACGAGCACCAGUUGUAAGAGGAAAAGACAGAUCGCCGUCGCCCUGACAUACAUACGACUCAACCCACAGACGACUUGCUGUCAGUGAGGUUUUGAUCGUUGCGUAUGCGCACGGGGGGCAGGGAUGCAUCAUUUGAGUUGACCAGCUCCGGCUGGGUUUUGCUAAUGACUUGCAGUUGAGAAUGGAUUUGAAUAUGACGAUGUUGUUCAGACAAAAUCACAUAUGGGGUCUGUCUUACAGCUAAAGCAUUUGAAAGGUAAUGUAAGUAACAUAGCACACCCAUGUAUAAUAAAUCAAAGGUAGUUCUAUGCCAAAGUAGUUCCAUCAACAACAAAAAAAAAAAAGAAAAAAAAAUGUUUUCAGUUGGGUGAUGUUUGCUUUGUGACAAGAGGUGGGCAAUUUACGCCUCAAGCCCCCUGGUCCCAGCUCAGUGGGAUCAGGGGACCGACCCUUCAUUUGCGCAAAAACAUUGGCAAAUACUGUAUUUUGUGGUGAGUGAGCUUCAUCAUGCCUACCAUUAAUUUUGAGCCCUGUGUGAAUAAUGUUUCUGUUCAAGUUCUUGUAAAGUAUUGCUUUGUAUAACACACAGUACAAAAUUUUUUGGCGGUGGAGGGUUUCUCUUUUUGUCUCGCAUGAAUGUCUUUCAGAAGUCUAUUUUGGUCAGGGACUGCAGGAGCAUUAACAAACUGUCUACAAAGCAGAACUAGGCCAAUGGUAGACAACACCACGGAAAACUUUUACACUCUACAUUUUCACCAUGGAGCGACACAUAGAAAAUAUAAAAGAAGAAAAAAAAACUCCUGCACAUGCACACACUUAGCCAAGAUGUUUUUCUUGUGGUGGUUGCUCCAUCUCCGCCAACUCCAUUAAGAAAAUGUUCACUCCUGGCAUCAUCUCAGCAGCUUAGCACUUUGGAAAAACACACUUUAUUUCCUUCACAUUCUUCUCACAUUUUGCUGCUCAGAAUCACUGACAAUAAUAACUGCUAUUGAGCCAAUUAUGAAAUUCUCAGUCUAAUUACUUUGAUGUGUGAUCUCAGCAGCGACCCUCAUUGUGGUAAGAAAUGGUUGGCAAGCAAGAAACAUGCGAUGCCUGUGCGCAUGCUAUGAAAGAAAUAGCAGCUUCAAACACUCCUUCUCCUCCAACCUGGAAUCAUUGAUAACGGCUUCUGCCCGUGCUAAUAAUUACUUCAUGUGUUUUUAUGCAACUCACCCCGGCAACAAAUUUCCUUUAUCCGUUUUUCUGUGUUGGCACUGGAAUAAUAGAAAAUGGGAAAAUGGCCUCUGGGCCAAAAGUCAAACUAAAUUAUUAACGUUAACGCUCUUUUUUGUAUUUGUCAUAAGGUUUGGCAUUGGCACAAUUUAAACUUCCCCUUACCAUAGUUCCUUCAUACGUGCACUGCAUAACUGCCUGUGUAUUUUAUUUAAUUCAUACUGAUGAUGAUAACUACUUCAGACUAACUUGAUGUAACAGAUUGGGGGGGCAGUUUAAUCUAUUGCCUGAGCAAUAAGUGACUUUGCUGAUAUGCAUUUUUCUUUUAAGUAGCAUCCAAACCAGGUGUUGAAAUCAUCAAGUAUGUGAUUCAUGCAACUCAUUUUCUUGAACCAUCUUGCAAAUUAGGAAGAGUACUAAAUCUAAAAUGCAACUCAGCAUGUGCCAGCGAAUGCACUAGGAGAAUUGUGUUUGCAUGCUAUUAGGUGCCACACCUUUCUCUCUGGUACUUUGGGUCAGAAAUGGUGUUAUUAAAAAGAGGAUUUACCUGAGAGUCAGUGAAAUGAUCGCUUAAAGUAACAGUGUGUUAAUGACAUGAAAAGUGGGUAAUUAUAUUUCCCCCCAGUCAAUAACAGAAAUGAAGUUAAUUCAAAUCAAGCAUUUUAGAAGCAUCCUCAAAUAAAGUCUGCCUUAUCAUCUCAUUUCAUAUUUUUAGUGCAGACAUAUAUCACCAAAUGGUGUAAAUAAUACAUAUUUAAUCAAAAGGAGCACAUAUCAAAGGGAAAAUAUAAAAUGGAGUCAUUGAAAAUGAAAUUAUAUCACUUUCACAAAUGGAAAUUCUUCCAAAUGUUGCCCCAAAAAGCUUUUUUUCAUUCUAUGUUUACCGUCAAAAAAAAAGAAGGGCAAAGAAAUUCCUGUUCAGAAAUUUUUGAUACAAAAAAAAUCUGAAAAAUAACACAUGAUUUUAAGAAACUCUCACACUGACAAACAAGAACAGACGUGUUGCUUUUCGAGUGUUUAUGGUUUUGCGACAGGAAAUAGUGCCCUCUCACAUACCAUAGAAGGAGAGAAUAACAAUGAAAUAUGUUGGCGAUAAUACUCUUUCACACUGUAAUACAAAUGUGAUUGUUUGAAACAAUGAAUGCAUAUCACAUGUGUACAGUGAGCACAAUGUUACUAUCUAUAACCCUCAUUUAUUUCGACUUAUUGUAAUGUUGCAGCAGCUACAUUGAAAGACAACCUCUAAAGAGAAUAGUAUAACAACUGCGUGAAUGUACAUCUUUAUGUUGUUCGUUUGGACACCAACGUCACUUUUUUUUGCUGCUUUAUUGUCCCACGUUAUUCUACCAUUUACCCUCCUAGAGGUAAAAGUAGUACAUUUUUAAAUUAAAUGUUAUACCUCAAAAAAGGAGCUUACGAAUGUGCAUUUGUUUUUAUUUUUUUUACAUCUUUCACAAAAACAAACAGCAACAUGAACCAAAUUUGGACGGCAAUGACAGGUUCUCACUUUGCACGAUUCUUCUCUCCCUUUUAUUUUACCCAUAUUUUUCUUAAUUCUUUUUGCCCUAAAAGUGAAGAUAGUAUAAAUAACACAUUUUUUCGGAAUUUUCAAUUUUUUGAAAUGUACAAUUACCAUGUCAAUUUGUGUCAUAAUUUGCAUGAUCUGUUUGGACCUCUACAACGCAACACUUGUAGUUCAUGCAUCAAUCAUUAGAUUCAGUGUCAGUGUUGGUGUUUGUGUGUCUUUGAAACAAAACAAAUGUUACAGUGUGCACAUUCAGACUUUGUAAAGUGUGCGUACCACUUUUGCCUCUACGUGCACACAAUAUCUACCCUGUCAGGUAGACUGGAUUUGAAACUGUAAAUAACAGUACACCCCAGAAUUAACACAACAAUGAUGAACUGGAAAGACAAAUAAAGUAAAGACUAAAUGCCGAAGGCAAAAUACUUGACGUCGCUAUUUUGAUUCAAAGGAAAAAACGGAACACACAACUGAUGAGAUGACAAUCUCUCUUGUAAUGUAAAUGGUCACAUAUGCAUAUUAUUGCUGAGAGUGUGUUUGAAUGUGUUUAUAGGUGAUCGUGUGUGCGUGUGAGGGAGACGCUGUGUUUCUCUUUGCAUGUAUGAGCGUGCGUAUGUGCACAUUUGUGUGUACUGGCAUGCACCUGCCAGAAUAUUGUAUGUAUACAAAUGUAUCUUGUACAAAAUAAUAUUAAAAUAUGAUAGAAGACUUAAGUAUAUGCUUGUAAAUUAGUCAUCAGUGAGUCAGGUCAAGUUUUGCUUUGAAAAGAGGCUUCAAUCCUGGCCCGGCAAAUCUGUAUUAGUCCGUUAAAGCUAUACAGUCUGUGUUGUCAUGCCUUUGUAAGAUAUCCCAUUUCAAUCUAUGAAAAUGAAAAAAAUGACCUUCAAUAUGGUAAAAUGAUUUUUUCUUGUCAUUGAAUUUUACUUGAGCCAUUAAAUAUCAAGUCCUCAAAUGAU
Messenger RNA from Pungitius pungitius (ninespine stickleback), 8427 nucleotides. It is a transcript of the gene pcdh11, whose product is annotated as protocadherin 11. Gene Ontology annotation, biological process: homophilic cell-cell adhesion. Gene Ontology annotation, cellular component: plasma membrane. The record is from RefSeq and is a predicted model, not a curated record. Gene Ontology annotation, molecular function: calcium ion binding. Lineage: Eukaryota; Metazoa; Chordata; Actinopteri; Perciformes; Gasterosteidae. The transcript is spliced from 7 exons. Bases 951 to 4754 code for a protein of 1267 amino acids.